UGAUUGAUCGCCUGGCAUCACUCAACUUGGCACUCACUAAAUUGACUAAAUCCAGGAGGCCACACUACUAGAUCUAGAUCUAAUCACUACUUUCAACUUACCACCUUUGCACCACAUAAACAAAAAUGGAUGACUUUUAUGAUGAUUAUAUGGAUCCAGACAUGAUGUCAAAUGAUUUUAGUGACCUCUCACAAGAGGAACUAUUAGAGUUGAUAGCCAGUCAAGGGGGACAGUUAACACCAGAAAUGAUGGAGUAUCUUCAGGCUCACCACAGACAUGGGAAAAUAACUCCUGGUGUGCAAGAACGUUUGCCUGUUUCUGAGGUGUUUCAAAAUUGUUUGAUCCCAACAUGGACCCAAGCAACUGAUAUGUUGUUGUCACUUUUUAUCUUUUGCAUAGUGUUCCGUACAAUUUGCCAAGUAAAUCAUAUUGGGCUAAAAUUUUUAACAGUACCACAAUGGGUAAUUCAUGCUUGCAGUGCCAUUUUAGGCAUUUUGGCUCUAAAAUCCUUUUUAAGUAUGGACCUGCUUUAUUUGGUUACAUGCUGUUUACUCAGUUAUCUAGUCCUCAUGUUUGUGCAUAAAUGGAAUCGAUCUUUGUGUGGCAUAGCAGCUCUUGUUUUCAUUGUUACUUUUUCCUUAAUUUGUGAAUUGUUAAUUGUUAAACCCACUUUAUGGCACAAAAUCAGAGGAGCUCACAUAAUCCUCUCUAUGAAGAUUAUCUCUCUUGGGGUUGAUAUUGGGGAAGAAGGAUCUGUUUUAAAUUUGCCAAAUAUAGUUGAGUAUAUGGGCUACUGUUUCAAUGUUGGAACAGUUGUUUUUGGACCAUGGGUCAGCUAUAGACAAUACUGUCAACUUUUGGACAAAGAAAGUAACCCCUUGAGCUUUACAUGGGCAAUUAAAGUCUUAAUCACUUCUUCCUUGGCAAUGGUGUCGCUUAUUUAUUCAAAUUGUUUCACUACAUGGAUAAUUCUUGAUGACGCCUGGAGAUGGUUGCUGGCCUACAGAGAUGCUCAGGCUUUUAGAUUCAGUCACUACUUCAUAAGUUUCCUCUCUGAUGCAACAUCUUCAUUGACUGGAAUAGCUGACAAAGAAGAGUCAGCACUUCAGUGGAAUGUAGUAAGACCACAUAAUAUUGAAAUACCCAGAUCAAUGGUUGAGGUUGUUACAAAUUGGAAUCUACCUAUGCAUUAUUGGCUUAAAACCUAUGUUUUUAAACGUGUCCGUCCAUAUGGAACUUUUUUAGCUAUUACUUUGACUUAUGUUGCAAGUUCCCUUUUACAUGGUUUAAAUUUCCAGUUAGCUGCUGUUCUAUUAUCUUUAGGAUUUUAUACUUAUACUGAGUUUGUAUUGAGGAGGCGUCUUUCUCAAAUAUUUGAUGCCUGCAUACAGGCCAGAAAAUGUAAAGAAAAAUGUGAGCACAAAUACACAAGUAAAAAUCCUCUUGUUAUAUUAACAAAUUUGUGCCUUGGAGCCCUUGCUGUCUUUCAUUUGGCUUACCUUGGAUUGAUGUUCAACAAUAGUGAUGACCAAGAUGUGGGUUAUACCAUGUCACACACCUUAGAAAAAUGGUCCAGCCUGCAGUUUUUAAGCCACUGGGUAGCUUUAGGAACAUUUAUAUUUUACUGGCUAAUUUAAAGAGCCAAGUGUUUGCUUGUUAAAAUUUUAUAUUCUGCUAAUGUAAAUUAGUUUUUUUAAAUUUAUAACUUUCUUUUCAUUUUGCAUGCUAUUUUAAAGCAUUUUAACAAAGUGAAUUUUGUUUGAGUUUAUUUUAGGUGCCAAACAUUUUCACAUAAUGCAUUUUAUGUUUAGUUUUUGUUGGUAAAAUUAGAUUUUGCAUUUAGUUAUUUUGUUGUAAACUGGUGAAUCUCUAGCUCAUGCUUAACUUACAAUACAAUCAAACAGUAAUGUUUCAAAAUGCUAUUUUUUAUUAUAUUUUUAAAUUAUAAAGCAACAUUUUUUCAACUACUUAUAUCAAUUGUUUCUAUCAAAAUUUUAUUGUUGAUAUUAAAAAUAAAGUUGUAAAUCUCAGUAUACCAUCUUGAACCAUUUUUACGUAAUCAUUUUAUAGCUGCCUGCAUUGAUUACUUCGUAUUUUAGAUUUAUAAAAUUCCUUUGGGAUUUAUUUAAUUUUAUUAUAAUGCUGUUUAAAUACUCAAUUUUUUUAACAAAGAAUUAUAGGAACAUUUUUAUUUUUCCAAAACUGUUGGGUUAAGAAUUGUCAAAUUUUUACAGCAAAUGAUCAAGAAUUAUUUCUCUAUUUACGCCACCAGAUUAAAAAAAAAUCUUCAUUGUUAAUACUUUUUAAAAUUUGAAAAAAAGUCUCAAGUUCAAACCCUCUGGCAGAUAAGGCUCGAUCCCUUCCAACACUAAAAAUUAAUGACAAAGAAGAAUACUUUUUAAAGGUUCUGCUGCACACAUGUCCAAAAAAAUGUUCGUUUUAAAAUAUGACUAAAAGUUUUUUUUUACAUUUUACAAGAAUGAUUUUAAUAUUCUUGUGAUAAAGCAUCUAAUUGCAAGAAGUUUGAAUUUUUUCUGUUUAUCCUUACAACCCUGAAAUCAAUCUCAGUCGACAAGUAAUUAAAAAGUUUGUCAAUCUGCAGUAUUAUGAAUUGUAAAAAGAAAUCCAGACAAGAAAAUAGACUAAAUUUGUCAAUACUUAUACUUAGAAAUUCCAGCCCGUCUUCACUGUAAUAACUGUCUUAAAUGAGACUAGCUGGCAUUGCUAGGCAUACCUCAACAGUAUGAAGAAUAGAGCUGCUGGACCUGUGGAUUUCAGUCAGGCUUUUACUCCUUGUCCAUCGCUAACACACCACCUGGUUUGGAUAUGGGUGGGGUUGGUUGAUGGGGUACAACCUUUGGUUCUCUGACUUUUAACAAGCACAUUCUAACACAAGUCCAUGCAGUCCCUUUUACAACAAUUAUGUUGUCUUUACUUGGACUAUACCUUUGUCUACCCUUGGCAUUGAAAUAUCACUUUCUGUUUAUAUUGCUUUUACAAAAAUUAACAUUUUGGAAUGAAAAUAAGAUUAAAAUAUGAAUAAGAAUUCUAUAAUGUAUCCUGUUGACAGUACUAGUAAAAUGUUUAUCUCAGUUGCUUACAAGUCUACAGAAUAGAUCCUACAAGUCUCAGGUGCACUUGAUUCAGACAUAGUGGAAAAAAUGUUUUGAGAGUGUGAUACAAAUAUAGUGAAAACAAUGUUCUGAUAAUGUUCUUCAGCAUUACUAUAGUUUAAAUAAAGAUAAUGAUAGGUAUGACUACUAUGCUAACUAAUAAUAAUAAUGUUAAUUCUACUGCUUGUAGCUUGGAUUGUGCUCAAGCUAUUUCCUAUACUGUGGCCUAAAAAUGUUAUUUUUAAAAAACUUAUGGAAAUUUAAACAAAUGUUUUGUGAUUGUUAAGAUGAUGAUAAAAACUAGUCUAUAUUUGAUUCAUUUUUUCUUUAAAACUACUUGCUUGAAAAUUUUCAAAUGCUGAUUUUAUACACUUUAAAAAAACUUGUAACAAUUGUAAAGUCAUAACAUGCAUUGCUGUUUUAUCUGUUAAAGAAAUUGUUAUUCCUGUUUCAAAAAUAACUCCUGAACUGUUAAGAAUUAGCUGAAUAUUUACAAUAUUGUGUAUUCUAAACUUUACUGUCUCAAUUUCUCUAACUUGCUAUACAUUCCAUUGCGUUUUAUAAUUAACGUGAUUGUAGCAAACAUAUUAUAAUAAGACAUACAUACUGAUGGAAGUAUGAAAUUCAUCAUCUAAAUGAGACUUUUAAAUAAUUUUUACUGAGCUUUGUGCAAAAUGACUGAAAAUUGAUCAAAUUAAUUAUUUAAAAUAAAUUUCAACCCUAGUUUCUCUUUUCUUUUUCUUUCUCCCAUUUUUGGGAAUAUGGGCAUAAUUGUAUGAACAAUGCAAUUUAUAUAAUUGACUGUUUUAAACUAUUUUUAUUGUUUUUAUCAUAACAAAUUAUCAAUUUCAAGUUUUAAACAUUAAUCACUUAAAUAUAUCACUUGGGCAUAAGUAUAUGGUUGUAGUAUUAAAUCAUGGCAUAUUUAUAAUCUUGUGUUUUUUUUAUCUUUGCUCACUUUAUUUUUUUUUGAGUUAAUGCGUGCAUUUUUAACCACUUUGUGACAUUAAAAAGAUCAUGAUAAUAUGUAUUUUAAAAUCUCUUAUGCUUGUUUGAAUAAUUUAAUAUUGUUCUUUUUUAUUGAAAACAAACAUAUACAUUAUUUAAAUUAAGCUAAGUGUUUAAUAUUGAAGAUGAUAAUAACAGUAUUGUUAGUUAACAUCUAAACAGGACAUUUAUGAAUGUCACUUGUGAUCUGAUGGUUUUUUCCAUGCAAAUAUUUAUUCUCAUUCUAUUGGUAUUUGCAAUGUAUUUCUAUUACAUUGGAAUAAAAACAUUUUUUGAGAUUUAUUGUUGCUACUUUUACUAUUUUAUUAUUUUUAUUGAGAGAAACCAGUUGUGUGUGUGUUAGUAUUGAAAACAAAUUGAAAUUUUGGUCAUGUCUUUACACCAAUAUUUGUAUUAUUUUUUUUAAAGUGAAAGAGGUAAUUGUUUUAAAGUCAUGAUUUUCCUCUAGUUUUAAGCUUUCUAUUGCACAGACAAAAUUAUAAUUUGCUUUAAAAAGCAACAAAAAAUGGAUGUUACUGAUUACUAAACAGAUUGUAGUAAGGAUAAGCACACCAUAAAUCUAUUAAAAUAAAAAACCACUUUAAGAGAAUCUUACAUUCUGUAUUUAAUAACCAUGUUCAUUAAGUAACAAAGAACAAUUGUGAUCUAGAAACUGUUUUGAGUGUUACUAUGGAUAUUUAUAUUUUGUAUGGUUUAUUAAUAUUUUAAAGUGUGGUUACAAAUCAGUUUUUUUUAGUCUGGCAAACUAUUAGAGCUUUUAGGUUUUUCUAAUGCAUUUCAAAUUUUUCAUUUUUAUGUGUUCAUCUAUUUCAAUUAAAAUUCAGUUUUCUUCUAUUCAGU
This is a messenger RNA of Physella acuta, 4961 nucleotides long. RefSeq names its product protein-serine O-palmitoleoyltransferase porcupine. Gene Ontology annotation, molecular function: Wnt-protein binding; palmitoleoyltransferase activity. Gene Ontology annotation, biological process: Wnt protein secretion; lipid modification; protein palmitoylation. Lineage: Eukaryota; Metazoa; Mollusca; Gastropoda; Physidae. The record is from RefSeq and is a predicted model, not a curated record. Gene Ontology annotation, cellular component: endoplasmic reticulum; membrane.